Epinephelus fuscoguttatus (brown-marbled grouper) is the source of this 1525-nucleotide messenger RNA. It is a transcript of the gene harbi1, whose product is annotated as harbinger transposase derived 1. The coding region runs from base 265 to 1305 and encodes 346 amino acids. NCBI's taxonomy places the organism in Eukaryota, Metazoa, Chordata, Actinopteri, Perciformes, Serranidae. The record is from RefSeq and is a predicted model, not a curated record. The transcript is spliced from 7 exons.
UACCCCUUUCUUAAUAAUGCAAACGAAAGGAAUUAUGUUUUAAUUUUUAUUUACAGCUAUCCAGCGACGUGUAUUAGUAGCGUUGCCUCAACAAGCAAGCAUAGCUAAAAUUAAGAAAGCUCGAAAUGUUAGCGAGCUAGCUAGCUAGUUAGCACGUUAACUUAAGUGAUUCAGUCAUACAGGAAUAACUAACGUUGACGUUAGUUUUAAAACGGGACAGGUUUUUGUCCCAUGCUAUGAUCGUCAUAAUCUUUCAAAAAAAGCAUGGCGAUCCCUAUAGCCAUCUUGGACUGUGAUCUACUCCUCCACGGUCGAGGCCACAAGACCCUGGACCGCUUUGACCUGGACUCUGUCCCAGAUGAUUUCCUCCUCACGCACUUCGGCUUCCCCAGAGAGUUUAUUCUGUAUCUGGUGGAGUUACUCAGAGAGGCUCUCUGCAGACGGACCCAGCGGUCCAGAGCCAUCAGCCCUGAGGUCCAGGUGCUGGCUGCUUUGGGAUUCUACACAUCUGGCUCGUUCCAGACAUCUAUGGGAGAUACUAUAGGGAUCAGCCAGGCGUCAAUGUCAAGAUGCGUGUCUAAUGUAACCAGAGCCCUUGUGGAGAAAGCUCCCCAGUUCAUCACGUUCAACAGAGAUACAGCCAGCUCAGAGCAGUCCCUCCAGCAGUUUCAGAGGGUGGCAGGAUUCCCAGGAGUUCUGGGGGUGCUGGACUGUGUUCAGGUCACCAUCAAAGCACCAAACAGCGAAGACUCGUCAUAUGUAAACAGGAAGGGCUUUCACUCUGUGGGCUGUCAGCUGGUUUGUGAUGCCAGAGGGUUGUUACUCAGCGCAGAAACACACUGGCCAGGCGGACUCAAAGACACUGAAGUUCUAGAGAGAUCUGCUCUCCGCAAACAUUUGCAGGACAUAGAGGAGGGCUGGCUGCUGGGUGACCGUCGUUAUCCUCUAAGGAAGUGGUUGAUGACUCCGGUUGACUGCCCAGAGUCCCCUGCUGAGUUUCAAUAUAAUCUGGCUCACAGUGCUACACAUGAGAUAGUGGACAGAACCUUCAGAGCCAUACAGACCAGAUUCAGAUGUUUGGACGGCACCAAAAGAUACUUACAGUAUUCUCCAGAAAGGAGUUCAUCCAUCCUGCUGGCCUGCUGUGUUCUCCACAACGCCUCCCUGCAGUCUGGAUUGGAUGCCUGGACUCUGGAGAGAACCGACCCUCUGGAGCAACCCGAGUGCCUCGAACAGAGACCUGAGGACCGCGACAUCCAGGCAGAGGACCUCCGAAAACAGCUCAUACUCAAACACUUCAGCUGAACUGCUGGUCGGAGUCAAAGGGGAUCGAGACUACAUUAAAACUGGGACCAGAGCAAGCCAUCUUUUUUUAAAGUGGUUAGCACUGCAACCCUCAACAGGAUAAGCGGUUACGGAAAAUGAAUGAAUGAAUGAAUGAACAAACCCGUAUAAGUCAUAUUUAACAUGAGAAAAUCCACAGACACCGUGUUGCUGAUGCAGUUUUUUAAUAUUUUGCUGGUUU